GUAGUAGGAACUUGAUUGAACAGUUUAGGUUUUAAAGGUAUUUGGAAACCUUCUAGGGAAAUUUUAUUUACUUAAAAAUAUUCUAGUUCCCACUACGUGCCAAGCACCAGGGAUACAGUCAUCAGUAAAAUGGAUAUGAUCCCUGUCUUCCUUGAGUUUACAAUAGUUAGGAAAGACAUAUUAAACCAAAAAUUGCACAAAUAACCUUAACUGUGUGAAGUGCUUUGAAAGUAAAGUAGCAGGCUCCGUGUAACAGGCGAAUUUAAUCUAGUGCAGGAAGUCUUGGGUAAUGAUUUAGUUGUCACAACCAGAUUUUUCUCCAAAAGGUUUCCGGCUAUCAUGCUUUAAUGGUUUCUGACCUAUGUUUAACUUGUUAUAGUAAAAUCCCAAGUCUUACCUGAGUAACUUUCAUCCUUUCUAGAAAAGAUUCUGGUUGUGAUCAGUCACUAGCAGUUAUGGACUUAACAUCAAUAGUAGUCACUCCUAAAUCAGCAGGUCAUUUCGCCCUGACAUGGUACUAAAUCCCCAACAGCAUUCUUGACUCCAUUUUCUGGAUGUGUCCUGGACACCUCAAGCCACCUGCCAUACCUUCCCUUCCUGCAAGAACAAAACAGUUAUUCCUUCUCCACCAGGCUACCCUAUCCAUGUUCUUUCUUUCAGUCAAUCAGAUGAACAAAUCAAAACAGCAUUAGAUAAUAUUUUUCUAAAAAUUAUUUGUCAUAAUUGACCCUUUAUCUCCUUCCUUACUAUGCCCCUCCCCUCCUCUCAGUGCAAACCUUCUUUUGGAUUCUUACUGUCUGUGUAACUGAUCUCACAAUUUAUAUUAUACUCUUGUGUGUGAACUACCUUUUUGGGGAAUAGACCAUACAUUUUAUAUUUUCAUAUCUCUUUGCUGACUAGUCAGCAGGUACCAGUCAGCAAAUAAUGGGUUUGAUAACAUGUCACAUAGGCAAUGGCACAGCAAGCUACUGUUUACAAAGCACUUAGGAAAUUAUACCAUUUGUUCCUCAUAUAAAUCUUGUGAAGGAGGUGGAAUCCCUAUCUGUAAACAGAUGAGCAAAAUGAGGCUCAAAUAUGUCAAAAGCUUUCCCAAAGAUCACAACUUCUAAACAAUAGUGACGUUAUGAAAAAGAGAAUGCUACAAAAUGAUCCAGUGAUAACCUCCCUCCACGUUUACCAAGUAAACUAUUCGCUCUUUGGGAAAGCCCUCUUUAAAUCCUAUCUUCUCAUAUCUCCACUUAACCUCAGUUUUCUCCGUUGAAGUGUGAAAGUAAUUGCUGUCCAUUCCAUGAAUUGUUGGAAACGUUCUAUAACACUGUCCAAGAGGGUAGCCAGUAGCCACCACAUGUGGCUACUUAAGUUUAAUUAAAAUGAAAUAAAAUGUAAAAUUCAGUUCCUCAGCCACAUUGCAAGUGACAAGUGGCUACCAUGUUGGACAGAACACAUACAGAACAUUUCCAUUAUUGCAGAAAGUUCUGUUGGCCAGGGCUGUGCUAAAGCUAGGACUUGCCAAAGGUCAGAGAGAGCAGUAUGACGGAACUGAAAACCCAGGCCAGGGCCUGGCAGGUUUUGAGUGAGAAGAGUCAGUGAGUAAGUGGGAAGCAAGCUGGCCUUUGGCACAGUGAUGUCACAAAGCACAGCUCACAAUGGCUCCAGAACACCUACACUCCCAGACCACCCUCCCUAACUCAUAUCUGGCUUCCUGAUGCCUCUGCAUAUGUAGUUCUCAGAGCUGCUAUUUUAUUAAAAAUGUCAUCUUUAUCUUCAUCUUCUAUCUGGAACAUCAUCAUAGAUUCUCUCUCUCUGAGCUCGAUAUGGAAUUAUCUACAAGCAAUUCUUCUGGGAGAGACUAGUGCGCCUCAGCAAACAAAUCUGGGGCUACUGGAUAAUCUUGCUCCGGCUGUGCAAGUUGUCCUAGGGAUUUCCUUUUUGAUUUUGUUGGGAAUAGGAAUAUAUGCCUUAUGGAAAAGAAGUGUUCAGUCAAUUCAGAAAAUAGUGUUGUUUGCAGUCACACUCUACAGACUUUACAAGCAGGGCUCAGAAUUUUUUCAGGCUUUGCUGGUCAACCCAGAAGGGACUGGUUUCCCAGUUCAAGACAAAAAUAUCUUCCUAUCCUUGGGUCUGCAAGAGAAAAUUCUGAAAAAACUUCAGACGGUGGAAAACAAAGUGAAGGACCUGGAGGGAAUGAUCAUUUCCCAAAAACCUGCCACGAAGAGGGACUGCUCCUCUGAGCCCUACUGCAGCUGCUCGUACUGCCAGAGCCCCUUGCCUACAUCAGGGUUUACAUCUACAUCUGAACUGUGAUGGAUCCAAUCUUUUCCAGAAAAGCACUUUUCCCCGCCUCAUGUGUCCAGUGGUAUAUCAAUAAAGGUAGAAAACUAUAUUGAAA
Messenger RNA from Vicugna pacos (alpaca), 2389 nucleotides. It is a transcript of the gene TMCO2, whose product is annotated as transmembrane and coiled-coil domains 2. Gene Ontology annotation, cellular component: nucleus. The record is from RefSeq and is a predicted model, not a curated record. NCBI's taxonomy places the organism in Eukaryota, Metazoa, Chordata, Mammalia, Artiodactyla, Camelidae.